Fundulus heteroclitus (mummichog) is the source of this 3524-nucleotide messenger RNA. RefSeq names its product transmembrane protein 63Ba (gene tmem63ba). Gene Ontology annotation, molecular function: calcium-activated cation channel activity; nucleic acid binding. The record is from RefSeq and is a predicted model, not a curated record. Gene Ontology annotation, cellular component: plasma membrane. Lineage: Eukaryota; Metazoa; Chordata; Actinopteri; Cyprinodontiformes; Fundulidae. The coding region runs from base 307 to 2790 and encodes 827 amino acids. The transcript has 23 exons.
GUGUGAGAAAUUGAAACUGUAACUUUUUAUAAAAAAAUAAAUAAAUCCUGAUACCGAUCACCCUCCACGCCUGACCACAGCGACAAAACGCCAGUCUCAGAGCGGGAAAAAGCCGUUUGCCAUGCAUGCCCUAACGUCUCCUGAUACGGCUUCUCCCUUUCUUUCCCGCUCAGCCUGAUGGAGAAACGUGAGGAGUCUGGCUUUGACGCAACGCCGCUUCAGUGCGCUAAGCUGCAGAAAUGUGUUUCUUCUCCGCAGGGCGUCGACAUGCUGCAGUAGUUGAACUACGGAUUGCCGGAGUUCACGAUGGGCGCGUCGUUGCCCCAUCAAUCUCGCAACGAGAAUGUCGGCGCAGAUACCAACAACACCUCCAAAGACUACUGCUACUCGGCUCGGAUCCGCAGUACGGUCCUCCAAGGAUUACCCUUUGGUGGCGUGCCCACUGUCCUCGCCCUCGACUUUAUGUGCUUUCUGAUGCUGCUGGUCGUGUUUUCCGUGCUGAGGAAACGAGCAUGGGACUACGGGCGCCUCGCCCUGGUGACCGACGCCGACAGAUUGAGGGAUCAGCGGUAUAGCCGUCUGGAUGAUCAGGAAUAUGUGUCCUCCGCUGUGCCGUCGGAAACGAACGAACGCUAUGCACGCCUGGCGUCGGUCUCGAGCUCGGUGGACAUAGACCAGAGGGACACCGGCUUUUGCAACUGGCUCACUGCCGUCUUCCGCAUCAAGGAAGACGAAAUAAGGGAGAAGUGCGGCGAAGAUGCGGUGCAUUACUUGUCCUUUCAGCGGCACAUCAUUGGCCUGCUGGUUGUGGUGGGCGUGCUCUCUGUGGGCAUAAUCCUGCCCGUCAACUUCUCAGGGAACCUUUUAGAAAACAAACCAUAUGAUUUUGGGCGAACCACUAUAGGAAAUCUAAACUCAGAGGAUCCACUACUAUGGCUGCACACUACCUUUGCAUUACUCUACCUGUUACUAACCGUGUACAGCAUGAGGCGGCACACCUCAAAGAUGCGCUACAAGGAGGAUGAUUUGGUGAAACGCACUUUAUUUGUUAACGGCAUAUCAAAGUAUGCUGAAGAGAAGGAGCUAAAGCAACACUUUGAGCAAGCAUAUGAAAACUGCGUUGUGCUGGAAGCUCGCAUCUGUUACGAUGUCGCGAAACUGAUGUCCCUCCACACAGAAAGGCAGAAGGCAGAGCGCAGCAAGAAAUUCUUCCUUGACCUGCAGGCCAAGGAUCAAGAUAAAACCAUGAUCAACCCAAAGCCUUGUGGACACCUCUGCUGUUGUAUCAUUAAAGGCUGUGAAGAGGAAGAAGCUGUGAGGUAUUACACCAAGCUGGAGGCACAAUUAAAAGAUGAAUACCGAAAAGAGAAAGAGAAAAUUAACAAGAAGCCUUUAGGAAUGGCCUUUGUCACUUUCCAUAAUGAAGGCAUAACAGCCACGAUUUUAAAGGACUUUAACGCGUGUAAGUGCCAAGGCUGCCACUGCCGUCGCAACAUACAAAGUUCUCCGUUCAGCUCCAGGCUGCACACGGAAAACUGGACCGUCACGUACGCCCCGCAUCCACAAAACGUCUACUGGGAGCAUCUGUCAGUGGGAGGAUUCGCAUGGUGGGCUCGCUGCUUCAUCAUCAACUGCAUCCUCUUCCUCCUUCUUUUCUUUUUGACCACCCCAGCCAUCAUCAUCACCACCAUGGACAAGUUUAAUGUCACCAAACCAGUGGAGUACUUAAAUAACCCCAUCGUAACCCAGUUCUUCCCCACGCUCCUCCUGUGGUCAUUCUCCGCCUUGCUUCCUACCAUCGUCUACUACUCUGCCUUCUUCGAAGCCCACUGGACCCGGUCAGGAGAGAACAGGACCACUAUGCAUAAAUGUUACACCUUCUUGAUCUUUAUGGUCCUGUUGCUGCCCUCGCUUGGACUCACCAGUCUGGAUGUUUUCUUCCGCUGGCUCUUUGACAAAAGAUUCUUGGAUGAUGCUAAAGUGAGAUUUGACUGUGUGUUCCUCCCUGACAAUGGAGCCUUCUUCGUGAACUAUGUCAUUGCUUCUGCAUUCAUCGGUAACGCUAAUGACCUGUUGAGGAUCCCUUAUAUCCUUAUGUACAUGAUCCGCCUGUUACUGGCUCGCUCUGCAGCCGAGAGAAGGAACGUGAAGAAGCACCAAGCGUAUGAGUUCCAGUUCGGGGCAGCUUAUGCCUGGAUGAUGUGCGUCUUCACUGUGGUGAUGACCUACAGCAUCACCUGUCCAAUCAUCGUCCCUUUUGGACUGAUGUACAUGCUGCUCAAACACCUUGUAGACCGGUACAACAUGUACUACGCCUAUCUACCGACAAAGCUGGACAAGAAGAUCCAUUAUGGAGCCGUUAACCAAGUGGUGGCGGCUCCUAUUCUCUGUCUCUUUUGGCUCCUGUUCUUUUCCACUCUGCGCUCUACCAACACGUACAGUCCAAUAACCAUUUUUACUUUGGUGGUUCUGACCGUCACCAUCAUCAUUUGCCUUUCUCACGUCUGCUUUGGGCAUUUUAAAUACCUAAGUGCUCACAACUACAAGGUUGACCAGGAUGAAGUGGAGAGUAGACCUUCGUCGAGCCCAGUCUCUACCAGCAGGGCAGCGCAAACGUACAUAUGCCAGGUACUUCAAGAUCCCCAGUCAGAGGAGGGGGGGUCCGGCAGCGGCGAGGAGGACGGGCAGGGCUCGGCGCAGGAUGAGGAAAUCACCCAGACGGAAAACAACCUGAACACCGACUUCCAGUCUGGGGAGGACAGCCUCAUCGAGAACGAGGUGCGGCAGUGAGGCGGCCCGCAGCAGGAAGACGCAUUUCAAUUCCAGCUUGAUGAGUGCACUGAAUGUGAGACAUUAACACGGAACUGAACCAGCAGUUCACCAAAAGCAUCUCAGCCUCACAUCAAGGGAACCUUCCCCUGACUAACAUAAGCACACCGCCUACCAAGGUUGUUUUCCCCCCCGAGGACGUUUUCUUCUUCUUUGGGUCUCGUCGCAGAACAUCAGCCGUAGUAGGAAUCUACUUCGACGCGGCAAAGACGAGACAUUCCCUGAUCCCUGCAGGUCGCCUAAUGAAAGAAGACACUGAUGCACAAGUGAAGAGUUUUUGCCUUUUCUUGUUGGGGGGGAGAGAGGUUCUCUGUUUCCUUAACUUCUAUUGCACUCGAAUGGAGGAACUGGAGACCUCAAGUUGCUCUAAGGUACUGCAAUGUGGCAUGCAAAGUCAGAGGAGCAAGUUCUUUUUUUUUUUUUUUUUUUCUUAAUGCUCUGUUGGUGUGGCUGUCGGCAUCAGAUGCUUCCCGUGAAUAAGCAGCCCGCUAAUGUCAGCAGGAAAGCCUAAUUUUGAGCUUUAGCGAUGGACUUAAACGGUUCUUCCAAUCCCAUAGAAGCCUUUAAAGAUGAAAACUAUGCUACUAACACUCCUGGAAGCUUCAACACUAUACAUCUAUGUAACUCUGGAUUUGUAAAAUAGCCUUUUUUUUUUUUUUUUUUUUUGACCUGGUAUUUAUUGCAAGCAUGACUCU